Molecule: messenger RNA, 1876 nt
Organism: Seriola aureovittata
Lineage: Eukaryota; Metazoa; Chordata; Actinopteri; Carangiformes; Carangidae
Gene: vstm2lb
Product: V-set and transmembrane domain containing 2 like
Exons: 4
Coding region: 146-784 (212 amino acids)
Source: RefSeq, a predicted model, not a curated record
CGAGCGGAGCAGCAGCCUCUCUCCCUCUCUCCAGCUCCAGCUUUAUGUCUGUGAGGGCUUCCCAGCGCUCAGUGGGGAUAUUUCAUCGAUGCUCUCCACCUAAUGUGACAAUUUCAUACAACUGCUAGAAAGACCGGCUGAAGCAAUGGGAGCUUUUGCAGUGUUAGUGGGGAUAUUACAGUACGCGGGACUUUACAUUCAACUUAACGCAGCUCUGAACGUCGGGCACGGCGAGGUGGACAAUCACAUCUCUGGGAAUGCUCUUUUCACAGAGGUGCCACACGACAUCACGACGCAGAGCGGUGAGGAUGUAGAGAUGGCUUGUUCCUUCCGUGGGGCGGGCUCGCCCUCCUAUUCCCUGGAGAUCCAGUGGUGGUACAUCAAGGACCACAGAAACUGGCAAAAGAAGUCAGCCCAGAUCACCAAUUAUGUUGUACCCCUGGAGGAGACGUCCAAAGAUGCCACCAAAAUUAGCGUGGUAAAAGUGGCCGGCAGCAACAUCUCCCACAAGCUCCGUCUCUCCAGCGUCAAGCCAUCAGACGAAGGCACAUAUGAGUGCCGUGUCAUCGACUUCAGUGGCACCGUGGCGCAGCACCACCGGGUUUCUGCCUACCUCCAUGUGGAGCCAGAGAGGAGUCGGGGGCUGGAUAACGUCCGGCUGCAGGAGCCAGGUAACCGGCCGCAGAGGCACCACCCGCACCCCCACCACGAGACAGAGGGCAGGGAACUGAAGAGGAGAUCAGCUGGCAGCAACACUGACUGUAAUGAGAGCUGUGUGCUUUAGACCGGGCGGCCUGUCUGCCUGUCUUAUCUGUCUGUCUGCAUGGUCAUGACUUAUCUCUGACGAGGGACGGUCAUCAACACACAUGUCACCACAGAGCCGAGGUGUCGAUCUUAAAUGGACCCUUUGUGUUUCAUGGAUUCAUUUGUCUUUGUCUUUAAUAUUGUUAUUUGGAUGCCAAUGCUGUUGAAUGCCAAUAAAGGAGUAUGAUUUUAUUGAAAGUAUAUAUGAUUAUGUUCUUUUCAUUGCUUUGUUUUUUUUGUCUCUGUGCUUUUUCUUAUUGCAUCAAUUUUAUGUUAAUGUGCAGCAAAUCUAUAAUAGCAAAGAGGCGCUUUUAUUUUGUUAUUUUGUUUGAGGAGGACUCCCUCAGUGGCUGAACACCUGGAACGUUUCCUCACAAAGUUACAGUAAAACACAGUAGAGUCAGAAUUAUUAUGGCUUACCUAAAUAAUAAAUAGAGCAAAGUUGGGUGUUCACUGAAGCAGACGCAGAACACACCCAGUGCCACUUCUCCUGUCUUUUAUUAAAAUAUGCCAAGCUGCAGUAUUUCAAUGUAAAUGCUUUUCAAGGAAUAAAGAAUAAAUUAAGCUUUUUUUUUUGAUUUUGAUUUUUUUGAUUUGAUUUUGAUUUAUCUCAAAUCUGUAGUCUUUGUUUAAACUUUUUCACAGAAACCUAUUUGUGUUUAGCUUUCUAAACCACAACUAGAAUGUUUGUUAAAACACAGAUGUAUGCCUUCAUCACACCAAGAUAAUAUAUAUAGAUUCUCGUGUAUAUUCCCACCUGGCACUGUAGACUUUUACUGUUGUCGCUAAAAUGAAGUUUACUCUGUGCUACUUAACCAAAUGACUCAAGAAACACAACUAUGGUAUGUUAAUCACUCCAAAUUUUUGUCAUCAUUUUCUCAACCACAAUAUACAUUUUUCGUCUUAAGCUUUUACAUGUUUAUUAUCUCCUCUUGAUUGUGUUUGUUCUAAGUGCUGCUGUUUGGUAUUUGUUCUGUUAAAUACAUUCAUUUGAAAUGAAUAUGGUGUUUUUUUUUCCCAUGAUUCUGCUUUUGUCUUCUAUAAUAUAUUAAAUUAAAGGUGUUCAAGCUGA